AUGGUCGCUGAAAAAGAGCCGCUGCGAUCGAAAGAAGAAGCCUUGGAAAAAUCAAAACAAGAUGGUGAAGAAGAUGAGGUUAGUGUGUACUUUGAUCAAAUGCACUCAAAUUUGAAAACAUAAUCUUAAAUAAAAAAUGUUGUUUUAGACACAAAAAGGAGGACUUGCCAAAUCACUGACCUUGUUCAAUGGUGUUUCGAUUAUUGUUGGAUGCAUUAUUGGAUCUGGUAUUUUUGUCUCACCAACAGGAGUUCAAGAACGUAUGUUGCUAAAUUAGGGAGAUAGAGAAAAAGGGAAAAACAGAAAUGAUAAAUUAGAAGAAAAAAAUUAAUUGUGGAUUGUGACGUGAAUUUUUUGCGUGGAAUGUUGGUCAUUUCGAAUUUUUUAUUUAAAAAAGUGAUAUGGUUUUUUUUAAAUCAAUUGAGUUUGAAAAAAUACGUUAGUUGUAGGUUUCCAACUUCCCUAGAAAUUACUGAAAUUCCAACAAAACUAAAUUUUCUCAUUUUCCAGAAGCUGGUUCAGUUGGUUUAUCCCUUCUCGUUUGGUUGAUAUCCGGUGUUUUCACCGCAAUCGGUGCCUAUUGUUAUGCCGAAUUGGGAACUCUUAUCAAAAAAUCCGGUGGAGAUUAUGCAUAUAUUAUGGAAGCAUUUGGCCCAUUUAUUGCAUUUAUUCGUCUUUGGAUUGAGGCAAUUGUUGUUCGUCCAUGCACAGUAACAAUUGUCGCAUUAACAUUUGCAAUUUACGGACUUCGCCCAUUUUUCCCAGAUUGUGAUCCACCGGGUGGAGUUGCUCAAUUACUCGCGAUUCUUCUCAUUGUUCUUAUGACUGCUGUUAAUUGUAUUUCCGUGAAAUUAGCAACUUUUGUUCAAGAUUGGUUCACAAUUGCAAAAGUUGUUGCACUUCUUAUGAUUAUUGCCACAGGACUUUAUCUUUUGAUUUUUGGAGAAACACAAUACAAAGAUUCAUUUGAGAAUCUCUUUGAGAACACUUCACAAGAUUUUACAAAAGUAUCAUUAGCUUUUUAUUCCGGAUUAUUUGCCUAUUCUGGAUGGAACUUCUUGAACUUUAUUGUUGAAGAAUUGAAAAAUCCAAAGCGAGAUCUUCCAUUGGCAAUUGCGAUUUCGAUCUCAACAUGUACUAUCAUCUAUUUCUUAACCAAUGUUGCACUGUAUACCGCAAUUUCGCCAGAUGAAAUGCUCGAAAGCCCAGCUGUCGCUGUCGUGAGUUUUUUGUGCGAAAAAUUGUGAAAAUGAAAUUAUUCCACGUCAAAGUUCAAAUGUUUUUAAAUGAUAAUUUUUUGCAGUUAUUCGCCAAUAAACUCUACGGUCGUUUCUCAUUUAUCAUGCCUUUAUGCGUUGCUUGUUCAACAAUCGGUUCAGCCAACGGUGUCAUUUUCACAUCUUCUCGAUUAUUUUAUUCCGGAGCUCGCGAAGGACAAAUGCCACUUGUUUUAACAAUGAUUAACAAAAAUACGAGAACCCCAAUUCCAGCAGUUAUUCUCACCGGACUUUUAUCGAUCAUGUAUUUGGUGAUGUCGAAAGAUGUUUAUCAACUUAUCAAUUAUAUUCAGGUUAGUGCAGUUUUUUGGGAAGGUUUGGAAAAUUUUUGAAUUUGAAGGAGGAAAAAAUACAUAAUCUUAUAUUUUAUAUUUUCACAAUGAUUUGGAAAAGCUUGAGAUUUUCCCGAAUGACCCAAAAUAUUUAAUGAUUUCCAAUUUCAGAUCAGUUACUGGUUGGCCAUCGGAACUGCCAUCGCCGCAUUAUUCUGGCUUCGUAAAACGAUGCCUGAUGCACCAAGACCAAUCAAAGUCCCACUCAUUUGGCCAGCCAUUUUCCUUGCUGGAUGUAUUGCUUUGGUUGUUAUUCCGAUUGCUGCUGCUCCAAAAGACACUGGUAAAUUUAUUUUUCAAAGAAAUUAUCAUUACUUUUUUAACCAUGUUGCUCAAAAAAUCGAAAAAAAAUUGUGAUUUUACUAUUUUUCUGCACUUCAACUUGAACUUCAGAAAAUUAUUAAAAUUAGAAGCUUCCAACAGAAAUCUAUUCCAGAAACUGAAAAUAUUCACCGAUUCCUAUUUAUUUGCAUCCGAUUUCUUCUCCCCUCCCCAUUUUCUUUCUCCUUCCACUUGACUCCGCCCACUCACACACAAAACAUAGCAGACUGCCAUACCCCUCAAAUGUCGUGCAAACGAAAUAAAUAAAAGAGGGAGAAGAGAAGCGAAUGUGUUCUAAAUGAAUUCUGGGCCUUUUAUAAGACCCUUUGAUACAAUUUUUGGAGCCCUGGCUUUGUCCAGGGAAAUAAAAUGAUGAGAUUGUUUAUGAAGGGAGAAGGAGUGCUGUUUGUUUAGCUGAAAAUAUGUGAAGCACGUGGGGCUAAAAAUAUUUCGAAAUAGUCAGUGGUCAAAAAUCUAUUCUUACAACUUUACCACGUCAUAACUAGAGUUUCAAUCUAAAGAUAACAAAGACAUAUAGAAUUCAAAGUUUGACAAAAAUCCCAUUUUUCCAGGAAUCGGUCUGUUGAUUAUGCUCUCCGCUGUCCCGGUCUACGUUAUUUUCAUCAGCUGGAAAAAUAAGCCAAAAUUCUUCGAAAGAUUUAUUGGUUUGUUUCCCCCUGUCUCCUGGUCAAUAAAUAAAAUCUAAUUUUUCCAGAAUCUUCCACAUUAUUCAUUCAAAAAUUGUUCAUGGUAUGCGAUGAUUCAAAAGAAAACUAA
This is a messenger RNA of Caenorhabditis angaria, 2707 nucleotides long. NCBI's taxonomy places the organism in Eukaryota, Metazoa, Nematoda, Chromadorea, Rhabditida, Rhabditidae. The record is from the annotation of a GenBank genome assembly.